AUGCAUUCAACCACAGUUUUCCGAGCACUUACUUCCUCGCUGUGCAAAUUACAGGUACGAUGCAUAUCAGAAACCGCAAAACUGCGUGUGUAUAAUUCGAUCGCAUUCGUCGGAUGCGCAGCAUUCCUGACGAUCCUGUCGUUUAUUCCUGCAUCUCGAGCUUAUGUAGCUAUUGCAUGCCUUGGACUUGCCGCUGGAUGCCUUGGCUUCACAACUGGCGGUUUCUUCAAAGCUGCGCCACUUAUAUCCAAGCAUUUCAGUCCUUUUGUUACUGGAAACAUUUCUUUAGGGAUAACGAUAACAAUGCUGGUGGUACCGGCAUUAGUAUGGGGACUGGCGCCAGAAAACGAUAUUUCCGGAUGGCAGAGGGUGUUCCUUACAACGGCCGGCGUACUCUUCCUAACAAAUAUUGCAUUUUGUAAGCUAUUUGAGUUCAUUAAAUUUCAUUCUUAA
Molecule: messenger RNA, 453 nt
Organism: Gongylonema pulchrum
Lineage: Eukaryota; Metazoa; Nematoda; Chromadorea; Rhabditida; Gongylonematidae
Source: the annotation of a GenBank genome assembly